Penicillium taxi is the source of this 714-nucleotide messenger RNA. RefSeq names its product putative flavoprotein. Lineage: Eukaryota; Fungi; Ascomycota; Eurotiomycetes; Eurotiales; Aspergillaceae. Gene Ontology annotation, cellular component: phosphopantothenoylcysteine decarboxylase complex. Gene Ontology annotation, molecular function: FMN binding; phosphopantothenoylcysteine decarboxylase activity. The record is from RefSeq and is a predicted model, not a curated record. Gene Ontology annotation, biological process: coenzyme A biosynthetic process. The coding region runs from base 1 to 714 and encodes 237 amino acids. The transcript is spliced from 2 exons.
AUGCAGUCAAAACUGCCUGCUUUCUCCGCGAAGGAGUAUCUGGAUGAUGGAAAAAUUCAUAUCAUUCUUGCAGCAUCCGGUUCUGUUGCAUCCAUAAAGCUUCCAAAUAUUGCGGAGGCCUUGUCUCGUCACAAAAAUGUUUCUAUUCGGAUCGUCGUUACUCAAAGCGCAAAUAACUUUCUGCAAGAUCAAAGCGAGGAGCAGCCGGCCCUGGAUACCUUGAGCCAGCUUGAUGGAGUCGACGGGGUAUAUAGAGAUGCGGAUGAGUGGAGGACACCAUGGACUCGCGGCGCAUCAAUUUUACACAUUGAACUGCGCAAAUGGGCGCAUGUCUUGUUAGUUGCACCAUUGUCAGCCAACACAAUGGCAAAAAUGACUGCGGGCAUCGCAGACAAUCUCCUCCUAUCAGUGAUCAGAGCUUGGGACACCACCGGGUUGGUUGAUGGAGAUUUCAAGGCCCAGAAGCCACUGAUAUUCGUGGCGCCAGCUAUGAAUACCGCAAUGUAUAGACAGCCCAUAACCAAAAAGACUUUGCUCAUUCUAGAAGAAGAAUGGGGCUGGAGCGAGUCCAAUCCCGAAGGCUGGGUGGUGGUUCUCCACGCAAUCGAGAGGUCUCUUGCUUGCGGGGACGUUGGAAGUGGUGGGAUGAUGCUCUGGACAGAUAUCGUUCAGGCCAUUGAAAGGCACCUGGGUCUUUUAAAGACUGAGUCUUGA